GCCGCUCCGCUGAAGGGGUCCACAGUAAAGUAUAUUCGUCCUCCUCGUAUCUAGCGAGCAGCGCGCCCACCAUGGCCAGAAUAACGUCGCUAGAGACGAGGGUCCUGCUCAUCCUGGCCUUCUUCUGUCUGAACAAGCAUGGCCGCGGUGUCGUGGAUGCUUACACUUGCGGAGAGCCCUUGCCUCCGACGAUGCUGGUGGCAACCUCGCACAAUGCCUCUGCAUUCACGCUGACCUGGGGGCUGGGCAAGAACCCCGUCCACUGCCUCGUCGGGGUCCGCGUGUGUCUGCACCAACCAGCAGGAAGCUACGACUGCCUGUUCCUCAGCUGCGACGAUCUGGGAGGCUGCGCUAACUCCAACUCUUGGUCCAGCGACGGCUCCCGGCUGCAGACGGCCACCUGCGCCAAGCACGUCGCCACUGUCGCCGCUGUCUACGACUUCCUCGGCAUAGAUGGCAGGAUCUCUGAGGCAAGCUCGGUCCAAUUCCAAGCAGCCCCGGUGGGAGUGUCGGACUUGUCGGCGGCCGGGACGACCGGCAACUCUACGCUGCUGGAGUGGAAGGCCUCCACGUCCUACUGUGCCGACCACUACAAUGUGUCCUGGUGCGCGGUGGCAUACCCCUGGUCGGAGGACUGCCGCCCCACCAGCCAUCUGCUGUCCGCCGACUCGACAUCCUUCAGCAUCACCGGGAUGGCGCCCUGCACCAACUACCGCAUCACCGUGACCACCGUGUCGGGCAUCUCCGGCCCGCGCACCGAGGACACCCUCGUCGUCACCACGCCCUCCGGAGGUUUGGGGGCAGUCCAGCACCUGACGGUGGGCGUGUCCGGGGACGAGGUGGCCCUGAGCUGGGACGUGCGCCAAGAGGACCGCACCUGCACGGCGGACUACGAGGUCUGCUGGCAGGACGAGCAGGGCAACACGACUUGUCGCCUGGACGAGCCCGGGGCGCUGCUGCGCCUCGACUACUGCUCCGAGUACAACGUGAGCGUGCGGGCCAUCGACAUGGACAACUCCUCCUCCCAGCCCGUCGUCCACCACAUCACCACAGGAGCUGAGAAAGUGCACAACCUGACGGCCACCAAUGUAACGGCCCGCUCCGCCACGCUGACGUGGGAGCCAUCGCCCUCCUCGACCACCUGCGGGCUGAGCUACCUGGUCUCCUGGUGCGCCCAGACGGACGCCAACGACCCACCCUGCGAGCCGACCGCCCGACAGAAGCUGCCGGUGAACAGCACCCGUCACAGCAUCUCGGGGCUGACGCCGUGUCUGCCGCACCACGUCUCCAUCGUCACCAACUGCGUCGGCGGCUUGACGAGCGGUGCCCACACCAUCACCAUCCAGACCAGCCUGGAUGAGCUUGAACCACCACAAGACGUGAACGUGAACGUGGUGAGCUCGGCACUCACCAUGGUGGAGUUCUCACCCCCCAAGGAGUCAGGGCGGUGCAUAUCCAGCUACGUGGGAUGCCUUAGGCAAGAUGGCGUCUCCGAGUCCCGCCCGGUGUGCCUGCCCUCUGCCAACCUCCUCUACUGGGCCAACUGGGACAACCACACCACGCCUUGCACCAACUACACCCUCGAGCUGACAGUCUUCAGCACCGAUGGCAGGAACGCCAGCAAGUCGGUGUCCUUCACCUCAGGCGCGGGCGAGGUGGCAGGUUUGAGGGCAGCCAACGCGACAUCCAACACCUCCUCGGCGGCGACCAGGCUGACGUGGGACGUGGCCUCUCCCAGCGGGUGCGUGCCGUACCAGCUGGUGAUGUGGGCUCUCGCGGACGGCAACGGGACCGGUGGGGAGGCCAGGGUCUCCAGGGACGCCACGCAGGUGCUGCUGGAGGGUCUGGAGCCGUGCUCGCGGUACCAGGCGGGGGUCAUGGAGCAGGCGUCCACGCCGUCCGUCGUCGAGAGCAUCGAGUUCUACAGCGCCAGCAACGUGACGGCAGCCUCUGGCCUGGCGGUGACCUGCGAGCCGGGCAAGCCGGCAGCAGUGCUCUCCUUCUUCGCCCCGCCCUCUCCGAGGUGCGUGGCCAACUACUCGGUGUGCUGGGGCCCUGGCCAAGCCCCCUCCCCCGACUGGAGCUGCCGGGAUGUGGGCGGCACGGGGCACGUGAGCGUGGCGCUGGCAGGUCUGAACAGGUCCGAGCAGUACGGCUGCAGCGUGACUCCCGUGGCGCCCGACUGCCGGCCCUACUCCACGGCGCGCCUCGCCUUCAACUACACCUGCUCUGGUUGUGUGUCCGCGAUUUCUCCGAGCAUCGGUGUCCUGGUUCUUCUACCAGGAGUGCUGCGACGGCUUCUGAGCAGACUUCAGUAGCGCUGCUUCUGCCCGCGGCAACGAGACACCUUCAUGCUGAUCGAUUAGAUGUCACAAUUUUUUUACAAAGUCAAAAGUAAUUAAACUCGUAAAAUAUUUGGGUACAUUGGUUUUCUUAAAGCCUGGAUAUUUGUGUAGAAGUGCUUUAACCAUGUAUUAUUUUUAAUAAAUAAAUAUGCGUGUACUGUUUAAA
This is a messenger RNA of Bacillus rossius redtenbacheri, 2511 nucleotides long. Its product is annotated as tenascin-R-like. The transcript has 10 exons. NCBI's taxonomy places the organism in Eukaryota, Metazoa, Arthropoda, Insecta, Phasmatodea, Bacillidae. The record is from RefSeq and is a predicted model, not a curated record. Gene Ontology annotation, molecular function: protein binding. The coding region runs from base 72 to 2318 and encodes 748 amino acids.